AUGCCCUCCACCUCGCUGUCCAUGACCCACAUGGAGGGCCCUCUGCAGCCAGGAAGUGCCAUGCUCAAGGAGCGGCUUCUGCCCGGAGACAGAGGCCUGGCUCAAAGCCUCCUGGGCCCCCUCCCCACCAAGGGACCUUCCCCAGCUGAAGCCACACCCCCCAAGGAGACACAGGCCCUGGUGAAGCCCUUCACCCCAGUGCCACCCGCCCGGCCCCGGCUGGAACGUGCCCUAUCCCUGGACGAGCAGGGCUGGCGGCGACGGCGCUUCCAAACCAGCCAGGAGGACCUGGCCGGCCGGAACAAGGCCGAGCUGUGUGAGGGCCCCUCUGGCACCUCUGUCUGCAGCGGCUCCCCACCUGGCCUGAGCAGCUCUCUGCAGGAGAUCCCCAAGUCCCACCAGGCCCCAGGCAGCCCCUCCUCAUGGGGUAACUCUGUCUCAGGGUUGAUGAGCACCUCACUGGACCUGCUGCACAGAGAGGCCCCCACUUUGGGGAGCAUGCUCCCCCCACUGCCCGCCGUGGGCCUGAGCGAUUCCUCAGACUCACUGAAGAUGGCCCGCAAAGCGGUGCCCAGCCCUGAGGACUUCCGGCGGCGGGUACAGAAGAAACUGGUGCGAGCCCACAGCAGCCUGGGCCCCAGCCGGCCCCGGAGCCCCCUGGCCUGUGACAGCUGCUCCCUGCGUUCGGCCAAGUCCUCUUUCAGCCUCCUGGCCCCGAUCCGCGCCAAGGAUGUGCGCAGCAGAAGCUACUUGGAGGGCAGCCUCCUUGCCAGUGGAGCCUUGCUGGGAGCGGACGAGCUGGCCCGGUACUUCCCGGACCGCAGCGUGGCUGUCUUCGUAGCCACGUGGAACAUGCAAGGCCAGAAGGAGCUCCCCCCAAACCUGGACGAGUUCCUGCUGCCCGCCGAGGCGGACUAUGCUCAGGACAUGUAUGUCGUUGGGGUCCAGGAAGGCUGCUCAGACAGGCGAGAGUGGGAGACGCGCCUGCAGGAGACGCUGGGCCCCCACUACGUGCUGCUCCACUCGGCGGCCCACGGCGUCCUCUACCUGGCCAUCUUCCUCCGCAGAGACCUCAUCUGGUUCUGCUCAGAGGUGGAGUGCUCCACAGUGACCACGCGCAUCGUGUCCCAGAUCAAGACCAAGGGGGCCCUGGCUCUCAGCUUCACCUUCUUCGGCACCUCCUUCCUGUUCAUCACCUCCCACUUCACCUCCGGAGAUGGGAAGGUGGCAGAGCGGCUGCUGGACUACUCGCGGACCAUCCAGGCCCUCGCCUUGCCCAAGAGCGUGCCAGACACCAACCCCUACCGGUCCAGCCCCGCGGACGUCACCACGCGCUUUGAUGAGGUCUUCUGGUUUGGAGACUUUAACUUCCGGCUGAGCGGAGGGCGGGAGACCGUGGAGGCCCUACUGCGGAGCGAGCUGGGGACAGACGUGUCGGCUCUGCUACAGCAUGACCAGCUCACCAGAGAGAUGAGGCGAGGUUCCGUCUUCCAGGGCUUCCAGGAGCCGGACAUCCACUUCCUGCCAUCCUACAAGUUUGACAUUGGCAAGGACACGUACGACAGCACCUCGAAGCAGAGGACGCCCUCCUACACGGACCGCGUUAUGUACCGGAGCCGGCACAAGGACGACAUCUGCCCUGUCCGGUACGCGUCCUGCCCCAGCAUCAGGACGUCAGACCACCGCCCAGUGUACGGCCUGUUCCGUGUCCGAGUGCGGCCUGGGAGAGACAACAUCCCACUGGCCGCAGGCAAGUUCGACCGGGAGCUGUACCUCCUGGGCAUCAGAAGGCGCAUCUCCAAGGAGCUGCAAAGGCAGCAGGCUCAGAAGAACCAGAGCUCCAGUGCCGUCUGCUCGCUCUCUUGA
This is a messenger RNA of Elephantulus edwardii (Cape elephant shrew), 1866 nucleotides long. RefSeq names its product inositol polyphosphate-5-phosphatase, 72 kDa (gene INPP5E). Lineage: Eukaryota; Metazoa; Chordata; Mammalia; Macroscelidea; Macroscelididae. Gene Ontology annotation, molecular function: inositol-polyphosphate 5-phosphatase activity. Gene Ontology annotation, biological process: phosphatidylinositol dephosphorylation. The transcript is spliced from 10 exons. The coding region runs from base 1 to 1866 and encodes 621 amino acids. The record is from RefSeq and is a predicted model, not a curated record.